This is a messenger RNA of Ornithodoros turicata, 3027 nucleotides long. RefSeq names its product lysosomal alpha-glucosidase-like. Gene Ontology annotation, molecular function: alpha-1,4-glucosidase activity; carbohydrate binding. Bases 1 to 3027 code for a protein of 1008 amino acids. NCBI's taxonomy places the organism in Eukaryota, Metazoa, Arthropoda, Arachnida, Ixodida, Argasidae. The record is from RefSeq and is a predicted model, not a curated record. Gene Ontology annotation, biological process: carbohydrate metabolic process. The transcript has a single exon.
AUGGACGAACGCGGAGCGGAAACCGAUGUCCUGGCCCCGAGCACCGACAGCGUCGACAAAGCUUCUCGUAAGAAGCUCAUUCUAGCGGGCACUCUCUUCGGUAUCAUCCUUAUAGUCAGUUCUCUUGUAACUGUCGUCUGUAACGUCUACAUGCUCUUCAAGCCACAGACUAGCCCAGUACGCUUUCCGAUACUGCCGAAACCAGAACCGACCAUGACCCUCAAAGUACGCGUGGCCGACAUGGAGAACAACUUACUCUCGCUCCUCAACAAGAACGGUACGCUGUUCAAGGAUGCGGAAGCUCAGCCGCCGCCGCCGUUGCCGCAGGCCAGGGCAGACGAUCGACCUUACUUCGCUGCACGAGGACGUGUCCUACCGGUAGAUGCAGAACGCCAGAUGUACAGUGAAGGUAACCACGCCAAGGAACUGGUGAUAAUCCCAGCUCCGGAGUGUGGCCAAGUGUGGGAGAACCAUAGGAUCGACUGCCACCCUGACCGUCCGCCCUCGCACCAGUCUUGCCUGAGACGCGGUUGUUGCUACGAGCCCGUUAACGUCACUGGGGCCCCGCCUGAUGCAGGGUUUAUUCUUCCACCCGCGUGCUUCUACCCGUCAAAUUACCUUGGCUACAAGGUGGAAGCUGUCGAAAACAGCCUAUUCGGAACCAUCGUCAGAGCGAAGCGAGUUACCCCGUCGGGAUUCCCGAAGGACGCCGACUCCAUUGUAAUUGAAGUGGUCAAUUACGAUGACUUUACCGUGCGGAUACGAGUGACCGACGCGAAAGUAAAAAGGUACGAGGUACCAUUCCCAAAAGUGCCUGACCGGAAGAAGACGCACCCAAAAUUUUAUGACGUCGUGGUUGCCUUCUGCGGGGAACUGCAGGUCGUUAGGCAGUCUUCCAGGAAGCCCGUCUUUCAUACGAAUAUUUCCACACUUGUAUACGCAGAGCAAUUCCUGCAGCUGUCAACUCGACUACCGUCUCGGUUCGUUUAUGGAAUCGGGGACGUGAAGUCGCCAUUGCUUCGCAGCACAGACUGGUACAGAAUCAUGCUCUUCAAUGCCGGCCGCUCGCCGACAGAAGGGAAGAACUUGUACAGCUCCCACCCGUUCCUCCUAACGCUCGAAGAGAACGGCGAUACCACAGGAGUGUUCCUUCUGAACAGCAAUGCAAUGGACAUUGUUCUCCAACCGAGCCCUGCCGCGACGUUCCGGACAAUCGGAGGUAUCCUGGACUUUUUCGUCUUCCUGGGUCCAACACCGCAGCACGUAGUCCGACAGUACACUGCUGUUGUGGGAAGGUCAUUCAUGCCUCCUUAUUGGAGUCUGGGAUUCCAUCUUAGUCGAUGGGGGUACUCAACGAUUGAGGAGGUUCACGAUGUCUGGAAGAGGAACUUACGAAUGGGCAUCGCCGUGGAGGCCAUAUGGCUCGAUGCGGAUUACAUGGAGGACCUGAAACCGUUCUCCUACGAUCGGUCGCGGUUUGCGGGGCUUCCGGAGUUCGCGCAGGACCUCCACAAGCGAGAUACAAAAUUGGUCCUCACUUUGCACCCUGGUAUUGACAGCAACCGUGGCAGAGGCAGUUAUCUUCCGUUCGACGAGGGUGACAGGCGUGACAUCUUCAUCCGAAUGGAGAACGAAGAAUAUAACCACGGUUUGAUUGGCAACAGAAGUGGAAUUGUUUUUCCGGACUUCACGAAUCCGCUCUGUCAGGAAUAUUGGAGUCAAAUGCUGUCUUACUUUCACCAGACGAUUCAUUUUGAUGGUCUGUGGUUGGACCUCAACGAACCGUCGUCGCUUUACACUGGUUCGGAAGUGGGCUGUCCCAGUUCAUCGUUCGAAAAACCGCCGUACCUUCCUGGAGAUGGUCAAGAGGUUCUCUCAACGAAAACCCUCUGCAUGACGUCCAGACUUUUCUCCUCUAUGCAUUACGACGUCCACAACUUGUACAGCUACGCCCAAACCCUCCGGACGUACGAGGCACUCUUCCAAAUCACGUCCAACCGACCUUUCAUCAUCUCCAGGUCCACCUUCUCCGGGCAAGGCCAGUACUCUGGACACUGGAGUGGCGACAUCGAGUCAGACUGGGAUUCGUUGCGAUAUUCAAUUUCAUCUAUGCUCACAUUCAAUAUUCUCGGCAUGCCCAUGACCGGCUCUGACAUUUGCGGCUUCUGGGACAAUGCAACGGCUGAGCUCUGCCAUCGCUGGCACGCUUUGGGUGCAUUUUACCCUUUUGCCAGGAACCACAACGCGAGAGGAAGCGUUGAUCAGGACCCUGCAGCCUGGGGAACGCAAUUCUCUUCCGCGACUCGAAAGAUCUUACGAGUACGUUACAACUUCCUUCCGUAUCUUUACACGCUCUUCUACCGCAGUCACGCCUUCGGGGACACUGUAGCACGGCCACUGUUCUUCGAGUUCCCGAAGGAUAUCAGCACGUACUCCAUCGACACGCAGUUUCUCUGGGGAGCCUCGCUUCUCAUUCUUCCAGUCGUCGAACCGAACACGACAGAGAUAAAACCUUAUCUCCCGCGUGGUAUCUGGUUCGACACCCUACUCGGCACGCCGUACCGUAGCGCAGGUGAAGACUUCGUUAUCACUCCCCAGGCAGACCUGGUCUGUCUAAUGCUCCGAGGGGGCGCUGUGAUUCCAACCCAAGAAACAGCGCAGACGACAGCAGGAAGUCGGCUUAAGCCCUUCAGCCUUCUAGUCGCGGAAGACAACGAGGGCGUCGCCAUGGGCGAACUUUACUGGGACGAUGGCGAGUCGAUAGGAUCGUACGAAAGAGGAGAGUACAACCUGGUCGAGUUCAAUGUGGUGCACGGUCAGCUCAACGGGUACUGCGUGCACUGUAAAUACGAUACGAUUAUGCUUCUCAACGCGGUCGUCCUCUACGGGUUGAAGCAGAAGCCGCAAUAUGUUCGUUUUAAUAAUCAUCCGGCGAACUUCACGUACAAUCACGAAGGUCAAUUUAUGAAGGUCGCUGGACUUCAUUAUCAGAUGACUAAAGGAUUCUCCCUGACGUGGACACACUAA